CAAGCUUAACAAGGCAGCUUCAAUCAACCGUUUAAAUCAGGGUCGCACCGUUGGUCCAAAUCGCAUUGGUCCGAAUCUCAAUCGUCGGAAUCCUAAUGAUCCGAGUAAUCCAUUGGUCCAAAAAAACAGUCAAUCGAAUCUAAAUCAACAAAGUUGUGAGAAUAUCUUUACAAGAGAAAUUACAAAAACGAAAACAAAUCCAAAAAUGAAAAUUAAAGGAAACGAUUUUUUCCAAAAUUGCAAUGAGAAGGACCAUCGGCUGACACAAACAAACGUUUAUCAGAUCUUUGUCACUGUUUUUUCAUGUAAAGUUCUGGAACACACAACAAUUCCGUUUACUAGUCAUUUUGGCUCAUGUUGGUGUAUUUUAGAUAAACCUUUCGACCAUACACAGUCUUCUGCAACUGCAAGGGAAGGCAAGCUUGUUUUAUAAACGUACAUAACAUUUUCAUAUAUUU
This is a messenger RNA of Owenia fusiformis, 458 nucleotides long. NCBI's taxonomy places the organism in Eukaryota, Metazoa, Annelida, Polychaeta, Sabellida, Oweniidae. The record is from the annotation of a GenBank genome assembly.